AUGGCUCGCCUAUCCUACAGAAUUGGCCUUUCACUACAAAGACACGCCCUCCGGCAGAGCUAUGCCUAUGUUCCGCAGCAACAGUCUCGUCUGGUGUCAGUAAACAUUAAAAGGAAAAUACCAAACCACGAGCCAACAACAUCGCAAAUACUCCGUUUUGCAUUGACGGGGACGACAAAGACUCUGACACAAGAUGUGUCGAACCCGGACUUGGACGAACAUCUCAAGGAAAUCUUCCAUGGGGAGUGGCCCCUUAGUGCUGUACCUCCGCCCUUGUGGAGCUCUUUCCACUCCGAGACCGCCCCAGUUGAUAAGGAGGUCUUCUUCAGAGGUCUCAAACACGAUGUUCGGAAUCUCCGCCAUUUACAGACAUUUAUUGAACGACAUGUCAAUGGAGGUAAUGCUUGCGUACUGUUGCAGGCAAAUCACUGCCAGCCUUUUGCACAAGCUCUUGAACGCUGUCAUCGACAACAUCCAGCCGGGGAGAUCCUAGCUGUGCUCAAUGCAAUCAUUUCGAAGCUGGAGAAAAUGCGUGUCCCAGUCUCCAAGGACUUAUAUGUUCUGGGGCUGCACUAUGCUUGCCUCGCUUAUUCCGCAACUGCAAUCGAGCGGCAUGUCCAAGGCUACCUUGCUGUAAGCUACAAGCGGUUGGACCUGGAUUCCAGUAUCUCCCUGGUCGAUGCGCUUAAUGCCUCUCUCCAAUCCUUCGAGCUUAAAGGUAAUUUCCCCAACACUAAAUUAAUGCUCAGUCAAGUGUCUGGAGAGUCCAAUGACGGCUCUACUCCGCGCUUCACCUUGGACAGGGUACUUUACUGGGCCGAGCCUCAUCGCUCCACAACAUUCAUGAAUCGAUAUUUUUCAUUGCUCGUCAAGCUCGGCAGUACAGACUUAAUCCAGAGCAUGUGGAACCGCUUCCUCAGGCGUUUAUCUUCCAAAUCUAAAGAGCACGAAUUUCAUGUCGCUUAUACAUGUGCUUUAGCCCUGAUCAACAAUGGCAAUUCCAGUAUAGCUGCCAGUUAUCUGAGUCAAAUCUCGCAACACGCCAAUGGUACUCUUCCGUAUAUCUCGAACUAUGAAGACCUGAAUGUAUUUCUUCAGGAAAGACAGAUUUGUGAAGUACUUCCUCGGCUUUCUGGAGAGGUAGAAUACAUUCAGGUACUUCAGGUUUCGCUCGAGCGUAUAGAAAGAAGACUUGGCAUAGAGUGGAUGCCUAGAAAAGAACUGCACACUAAAAUAUCGGAUCCUGAUUGCAUUGCAUCAGGGCAGCCUCUGCUGACUAUGGAUGGAGACAGUGCUGGCUAUGGAAGCACCGAACGCUUGAUUGCUGAGAUUCAAGCGCUGGGUCGCUCCAAAUCUCUGGCAGAUUUUGGAAGGAUUGCUCAUGCAUUAGACGAACACGACGAUGGGGAGAUCCCCAUCGUUCUAUCAUCUACUGGAAACACCUCACUAGAGUUCUCCUGGAUACCUCAUCGCUGCCCGAUUGAGUUUAUGGAUUUCUGUCCAGAGAGUACUGAUGGUACCAUCUUAUUGCCACCUUCUACCGUGGGCUUGUUUCGACUGGACCCUCACAAUGCCGGAUUAUCCUCUGCAGAUACACGCCCACUGCACCUGAUGCAACUGGGUUCUCUGGUCAUGCGACCAAAAUCGUCCAGUGGUAACCCUUUGGCAAAUGCGCUUGAGUGGAAGGAAUCAGGAUAUAUUGCAGCCUUGGACCGAACUUCUGGCCAGCUGUUGGCAAUCUUUAUAGGGAAGUCUCAAGGACCCAUCAGCUCGGGUUCCCAGUCACAUAUCCCUCAACCACCACCUGGUCUCAGUGCAGUGAUGGCCAUUGAACCAUGUUGCGAUGGAUACGAGCCCCAGCACUGGAACUUUCCUCCUUCGCCAGGCAUCGAUGUGGGCAGAUGCUAUGUUGACGUAGAUCCAUGCCUGGAUCUGGUGCCAUGA
Messenger RNA from Aspergillus clavatus NRRL 1, 1944 nucleotides. RefSeq lists its product as uncharacterized. Lineage: Eukaryota; Fungi; Ascomycota; Eurotiomycetes; Eurotiales; Aspergillaceae. The transcript has a single exon. The record is from RefSeq and is a predicted model, not a curated record. Bases 1 to 1944 code for a protein of 647 amino acids.